Notodromas monacha is the source of this 1340-nucleotide messenger RNA. The record is from the annotation of a GenBank genome assembly. NCBI's taxonomy places the organism in Eukaryota, Metazoa, Arthropoda, Ostracoda, Podocopida, Cyprididae.
AAGCCUAAAAACAUUAGCUUUCGGGUCGGAGAGAAAAACUCAUGAAGGUUUAGUCCCAAAUCAUGAAAAAUUAGUUUCUUGCUUCUACAAAAUCAUGUCGAACAAAAAGAAAGCGUCGAACGCAUCCAACUCAUCACAGGUCAGGCCAGUGACACCCAACUUUUCUUCCCUUGACUCUGUAAAUUUGGAGUCGUACGACGUCGUCGGAUUUGACCUCGACGGAUGCAUAGCGGAGUACGACCAAGAAGCUAUGAUACGCCACAUCUACAAUCGAAUGAGAAACUUCGUUGAGUUACCGGGCGUGGAAAACGUACCAGAUUUGGGUUACUGGGUGCAAACCGGACUCGUAUUUGAUACUGAGGAAAAGUUGAUGGUGAAGCUCAACUAUAACCGAAAAAUCUGCAAAGCCAUGAAAGGCUUCCAAGAACUGCCUUUGGAGUCAAAAAAUGUACAGGUGGUCCAGGAGAAGGUCAACAGAUACUUCAACAAUGACGAGGAAAUUCCUGCAUUGGCAACAACUGGAGCUUCGGAGAGUUGGCAUAAAACAAAACUGAAAAUGUUUUUGGAUGCCAGGGAGUUGCCAGCAGCGUAUGCAGCAAUGCAACUCGCUGAUGCCGGCAGCCCGAUUUCGUACAAGGCGAUCGACUCCGCUUGGCAAAAGGUUUUCGAUUCAAGUGAUGUGACAGACGCAUAUGCAGUGAAAGAAUGCUCAGUGCGGGUAAAGACAGGGCUUCUGAAAUUGGUGAGCGGCAGAUACAGAGCAGUUUUCGUACUAACUGCCAGCUCAUCUAGAAGAGCAUCCAGAGUUGCCACCAGCGCUCUGGGGACAGGGUGGCAACGCUAUUUCAAUUACGUUGUCACAGAGGCGCCUAAACCCGGGUUCUUCGCGACUGACGACCCUUUCUCUGCCGUGGACACCGGAAAUAUGAGCAACUUGACGGGUGCGGAGCUUUCAGUGCCAGUCGGUGGUCGGGGCCAGAUCCUCUCAAGAGGCUCCUUUUCCAGGCUGCUAAUGGAAACAAAAAGGAUCACCGGCUCCGUGACCCCAAGGUGCAUUUUUCUUGGAGACAACGCAGUGCAAGAUGUUAUGGCUCCAAAGCUGAACGGAAUCUCGUCUGGGCCUUCAAUUGACACAGUAGCUGUGGAGUCGUAUUUGCGUAGUCGGAAUAAUAAUGCCAACUUAGUGUGGGGCCCCGUGGGACAUGGGAGUGGGCGGGAUGAAAGUUUGGUGGGCGGGAUUAUUCGUCGUUAUUCCUGUUAUUCCGUAUCAGAUUUGGGAGAUUUAUUUUGAUCCGAUCUUUCGUUUCUCGCCCAUAAAAAGUGUCCCAUUUCAAAACGAA